Messenger RNA from Lingula anatina, 3414 nucleotides. RefSeq names its product beta-mannosidase. Gene Ontology annotation, molecular function: beta-mannosidase activity. The record is from RefSeq and is a predicted model, not a curated record. NCBI's taxonomy places the organism in Eukaryota, Metazoa, Brachiopoda, Lingulata, Lingulida, Lingulidae. Gene Ontology annotation, biological process: glycoprotein catabolic process.
GUGACAAGACGAAAGCAGGGUGAAAUGGCUCUUGGGGGCCUCCGAGUUUUAUUACUUCUAAUUUCCUGCUUUGUGUGCACACUGUCGCAUACACAAAUCAGUCUAAACGGGGAAUGGAUUGCCAAGAGUAGCAAUGGAAGUAUUGUCGUGUCCUCCACCGUGCCAGGCAGUAUAUACACAGAUCUGAUCAAAAACGGCACCCUGAAGGACCCAUACUACAGGUUCAAUGAUGAGGAGUACAGAUGGGUGGCCAAGGACGACUGGACAUUCACAAGAACAUUUACAGUUACCUCACCAAUGCUGAAAGCUUCUUCAAUCAAACUUGUUUGUGAUGGUUUGGAUACUGUGGCUUCUGUCUAUGUUAAUAACCAGAAAGUUGGAGAAUCAAUCAACAUGUUUGUCAAAUACAAGUUUGACAUCAAGCACACCUUAAAGGCAGGCCCAAAUGAGGUGAAGCUAGUGUACCAGUCUCCAGUGAAGUAUGCCUCAGACAUGGCAAGUAAACACUGGGAAUACAAGGUGCCCCCUGAGUGUCCCCCAGAGGUCCAGCAUGGGGAGUGCCAUGUGAACUUCAUCAGGAAAGAACAGUGCUCUUUCAGCUGGGACUGGGGGCCAGCUUUCCCUACUAUAGGGAUAUGGAAAAAUAUCAGUGUUGAAAUAUCAAACUCAGUUGUCAUAGAGGCUGUUAUGGUGGAAACAAAACCUGUGGGUGACUACAGUUCCUGGAUGCUCAGUGUGAACACUUUCUUUGACCUGUAUGGCAGUGGCAAGUACCCUGGUGUUCUGGAGAUCAGAGUACCUGAGGUGGGGCUAGUACAGAAACUGUCCACCACUGUGGGAGGCGGGGUGAAGAAUAUCACUGCAACUUUGAAAAUUGAUAAGGGUAAAGUGAAGACUUGGUGGCCGAAUGGACAUGGUGAACAGCCCUUGUAUUAUGUAGAAGUGCUGUUCACUAGUCAGACUACCAGUGAACUCACUGCCAAGAGGGUGAGAGUUGGCUUCAGGACAGUAGAACUGAUACAGGAUAAAAUACCAAAUGCAAGUGGGCUCUCAUUUUACUUCAAAAUCAACGGCAAACCAAUCUUUAUGAAGGGUUCUAACUGGAUUCCUGCAGACAGCUUCCAGGAGAGGCUCACCCCAAAAUACUUACGCAGUCUGUUAACCUCAGCACAGGCAGUGCACAUGAACAUGCUGAGAGUGUGGGGUGGUGGGAUAUAUGAGAGUGAAACAUUCUACAGCCUGGCUGAUGAGCUGGGUAUUCUUAUCUGGCAGGACUUCAUGUUUGCUUGUGCUCUGUAUCCUGUAGAUGAGUACUUCCUGGACAGUAUACAGACAGAAGUUACUCAUCAAAUUCUGCGCCUCCAGGCGCAUCCCAGCAUAGCAGUGUGGAGCGGCAACAAUGAGAACGAGGGCGCUAUUGCCAACAACUGGUAUAAUAUAACAGAUUUCAAGAGGUAUAAGGCAGACUAUGUCACUUUGUAUAUUGACAAUAUUAUGAAUAUAACACAAAAGCUGGAUAGAACGAGACCGUUUAUUCCCUCCUCUCCAUCCAAUGGGAUUGAGACUCAGCAGGAGGGAUGGGUUGCUAAGCAACCACAAGACGUCCAUUUUGGUGACAUACAUCAUUAUGAUUAUGGUACUAAAAGUUGGGAGUGGAAUCACUAUCAGAUCCCUCGUUUCUGUUCGGAGUAUGGCUUUGAGGCUUGGCCAUCUUUUGAAAAUUUGGAGAAAGUCAGCGUCACAGAGGACUGGAAUUACAACAGCGAGUUUUGUGACCACAGGCAACAUCAUGGUGAUGGAAACAAGCAGAUGGUGACUCAGCUGGGAUAUUAUCUAAAUCUACCAUCUAACCCUGAUCCAGUCCAGCAGUUUAAAGACUACAUAUAUCUUACACAGAUAAACCAGGCCAUGAGCAUAAAGACAGAAACUGAGCUGUUUCGUAGAAGUCAGAGCACAGUGGUAAAUGGCGUUGGGAUGACCAUGGGAGCCCUCUAUUGGCAGUUACAAGAUAUAUGGCAAGCACCCUCAUGGGCAUCUAUAGAAUAUGGUGGAAAAUGGAAAAUGCUGCACUACUACGCCAGGCAUUUCUUCAGUCCUGUUCUGGUUUCACCAUACAUAGAUGGCGCUGUGCUCAAGGUUGUCUUGGUUGUGGACACACUGUCAUCAGGCAGGGCAUUACAGAAGUCUGGUAACACUCUGUACAUUCAAUGUUAUAGCUGGGACAACUUAAAACCUCUCUAUACAUGGACACAAAAAGUAGAUGCUCCCAAAGUAGCAGCUAGCCAGAUAUUUCAAGCCAAUGUCACAGCUAUGCUGAAGACGGCCAAAUGCAGCAGCCUGCAGCACUGUGUUUUCUUUUUCUUUUUGAAUGAUGUCCACACUGAGGUGAGAAACUGGGUUUUACCUGUCCCCUUGAAGACAGCAGUUGGGAUGAAGAAGCCAAAUGUAACGAUUUCAACAGUGACACAAAAAGACUCCCAAACAUAUCAGAUAAAAUUAACCACAGCAGCAGUUGCUCCCUUUGUUUGGCUGGAAGCCAACGGGAUUUUGGGAAGAUUUUCUGACAAUAGUUUCCUCAUGGUUCAGUCUACAACUAACAUAGUGUUUUAUGCUUGGGAGACAACUGAUCUCAAUUCUUUGAAAAAAGCACUCACCGUGCGGUCUCUUAUGGAUGUUUAUAAGUAGCAGGAAUGUAGAUGUUUAAAUAUGGUGUGAGAGAGAGUUUUACUUUUUUGACAUAACUAUUGUUGAGAUUCCUAGAAGUGGAGUUAUUUCAAAUUUUAUCCUGUUAUUUUCAAAGACCAUCCUAUCAUGUAGAAUAUUAUGGUCUAUACAUCUGUGAUUUUUUGUCCAUUAUUUCUAAAUAUGACUGUCUCUAAUAGUACUGUUUUUUUUUUUUUUUUUUUUUUUUUUUUUUUUUUUUUUUUUGAAGCAGGGUAAGAAAGUUAUGAUUGGUUUUAUUAAAACUGACAUUAUGCACUACUGAUUAAAGUCUUUGAUACAUGUAAUUAAUACAAGGAAAACGUGCUGUAUGAACAUCCUUUGUCAUUCUGACAUUGCAGAUUGCAUAAGUGACAAUAAAAACAGUUACAUUUGUAUUUAAUACAAGUCUGUUUAACAGGCCUGUUCAUGUUUACCAGAACAUGUGAAAUAUGUAUUUUUUGUUGUUAAAUUCUUUACAUAAUUAAUUCUUAGCCUAUCCAAACAGUUACUUGUAUUUGAUUGUGCCAUACAUGGAGUGAUGUGGAAGGAUCUAGUGCUAAUCAGUUUAAAUUGAAAUCCAGGUUGUGCCUGUUCAAUCCUAGCCAUUGGUAAAAGUAGGUGUAAGAAGAAAUAAUAAUGACAAUCAAUUAUUAUUUGUUGCAUUUCAUUGAAAUCACAGUGCACCUUUCAAAUUAAGAGUUAAAAUAAUUU